Messenger RNA from Gorilla gorilla gorilla (western lowland gorilla), 597 nucleotides. Its product is annotated as G antigen 2D-like. The record is from RefSeq and is a predicted model, not a curated record. The transcript has 5 exons. Lineage: Eukaryota; Metazoa; Chordata; Mammalia; Primates; Hominidae. The coding region runs from base 139 to 489 and encodes 116 amino acids.
UCAGUGCGCAUGUUCACUGGGCGUCUUCUGCCCGGCCCCUUCGCCCGCGUGAAGAACGCCAGGGAGCUGUGAGGCAGUGCUGUCUGGUUCCUGCCGUCCGGACUCUUUUUCCUCUACUGAGAUUCAUCUGUGUGAAAUAUGAGUUGGCGAGGAAGAUCGACCUAUCGGCCUAGACCAAGACGCUAUGUACAGCCUCCUGAAAUGAUUGGGCCUAUGCGGCCCGAGCAGUUCAGUGAUGAAGUGGAACCACCAACACCUGAAGAAGGGGAACCAGCAACUCAACGUCAGGAUCCUGCAGCUGCUCAGGAGGGAGAGGAUGAGGGAGCAUCUGCAGGUCAAGGGCCAAAGCCUGAAGCUGAUAGUCAGGAACAGGGUCACCCACAGACUGAGGGUGAGUGUGAAGAUGGUCCUGAUGGGCAGGAGAUGGACCCGCCAAAUCCAGAGGAGGUGAAAACGCCUGAAGAAGGUGAAAAGCAAUCACAGUGUUAAAAGAAGACACGUUGAAAUGAUGCAGGCUGCUCCUAUGUUGGAAAUUUGUUCAUUAAAAUUCUCCCAGUAAAGCUUUACAGCCUUCUGCAAAGAAGUCUUGCGCAUCUU